Messenger RNA from Numida meleagris (helmeted guineafowl), 7093 nucleotides. RefSeq names its product androgen induced 1 (gene AIG1). The transcript is spliced from 4 exons. The record is from RefSeq and is a predicted model, not a curated record. Gene Ontology annotation, cellular component: endomembrane system; membrane. The coding region runs from base 121 to 540 and encodes 139 amino acids. NCBI's taxonomy places the organism in Eukaryota, Metazoa, Chordata, Aves, Galliformes, Numididae.
CGCUGGGAGGCCGUCCCGCCCGGCCCGGCCAGCGGACAGCCGGGCACACCGGCAUUCGCGGAAGUGCAGCGCGCUGGCUGUGAGCCCGCCGCCGCUGAGGCCGUCCCUGCAGCGUGCAACAUGGCGCUGGUGCCCUGCCAGGUGCUGCGCGCCGCCAUCCUCCUGUCCUAUUGCUCCAUCCUGUGCAAUUACAAGGCCAUUGAUAUGCCCGCGCAUCAGACCUAUGGAGGCAGCUGGAAAUUUCUGACCUUCAUAGACCUGGUUAUCCAGGCUGUCUUCUUUGGGAUCUGUGUAUUGACCGACCUUUCAAGUCUUCUCACUAAAGGAAAUGACAGUCAAGAGCAAGAAAGGCAGCUGAAAAAACUCAUUUCCCUCCGUGACUGGAUGAUGGCUGUUCUGGCUUUCCCCAUUGGAGUGUUUGUUGUGACGAUGUUUUGGAGCAUCUAUAUCUAUGACAGGGAACUGGUUUACCCAAAGCUGCUUGAUAAUUUCAUACCAGCAUGGCUAAAUCAUGGAAUGACCUGUGAUCUACUUGGUUGAAGCUUGGCAGACAGCAUUUCCUUCAAUUGAAGACAUAUGCACUAACUCAGAGACCAGAUUUUUACCUAUUUAUCAUUGUUGGAAAGUGGGUUAUUUCACAUGGACACAAUACCAGAAGAAUCAGCAGACCUGGUGAAAGGAGUCUGAGCCCAAUAGCUUUUAUGCUUUUUCCAGCCCUUGAAGUUGGUGAAAUAAAAGAUGUUACUUUUCCCUCCAUCCCGAGACUGCUAGCACUAUAGGAAUGCUAAUAUGAGGAACUAUUUUGAUAAUGUUUUUGUAAGAAAUUACCACUUUUUAAAAGUAAUGUUUCUUUGUUAAUUGCUGUUUUUUUACAUGUAUUUGUAUCUGGAAAGAGACAGCAUUUCUGCAGAAACCAUUUCAUAUUCAGAUGAUUAAUAUGUUGAAGCAGUGCCACAACAGUAAUGUUUUAUGCAUGUUGAUCUGCAGAAAUCAAGGAUUUUGGCAUGACCUUGGGAAUUCCUUUUUCUCUUGGUGGGCUAUGAGUGUUGUAUAUAACCCGAGGUCUGCCCUGCUGUGCAGUCCCAUCUCCAUAUUUUUACUUUCCUGCAUAGAUACAGAUAAGUAAAUUCUGCAUUUUUAGUAACUCUCCAAAUACAAGAGAUUCAAAUUGUGGAUGUAGCAUGAGGGAUGUUUUUGACAGAUGUGUAAGCCACUUUAGUGCCUUUAGUGACACAAGUCUAUAAUUAUCCAUUUUAUCUUUGGAUAUUUACUUAAGUCACAAAAGCCCAAGUCUGGUGCCCCACCCAGCAAAAAGAAUCAUUUUUCGUAGGUGUCAUUUCUUAGAGAGACCAUAAGGACUAGGAAGGUGACUCUGUUCCUCCCUCUAACACCAUAGUUCACUCAGCAUGGAAAGCUCAAGGCGUGGAAAAGGAGCACUGCCUGUGGAGGUGCUUCAGUGGCGGAAGGCCAACCAGCAUCCAGCCUGUCCUAUUACAUCUGCGUUGCAGUAGUAUCUGGUAUCCUUUAACUCUUCAGAACUUUCUUGCUCUUCAAAACAAUUAACACUGCAUAUCUGAAGUGCUGUUUAAACUCCAUUUUUAAAUUUCAGUUUUAUUCUUAGUUCUGCCACUAUUUUACCGAAUAAUCUCAUAGCAAUUAGGUAGUGUUUGAUCAAAAUCAGUUUUUAUGUGUCUUCAUUAGCGAACGUCUGCAUUUUGUGGGGCUCCAUAAUGAUAGUUAACAAACAGUGCUGGCUGUUAGGGCAUUUAUAACACUGUGUUGAUUCUGUUCACAAAGUGUCCCAAGCAGGGCACUUCCUGUGCCAGCCGAGAAUGUCCACACCUGCUCUUCACCCUGCUGGAGGCCUGCAGGUAUUUCCCUUUUGCAUACCUCAGUGUCCAGUGCCUUCAAGUCCAAUGAAAGAGGUGAAUGGCCUUUGUACGGGUUAAUUUGAGAUUCAUGGGUAAGAAUGAAGUUCCUGAAGUUCACACAGCUUAGAGCUAGAAGCUAGUGUUGUUGUAGAAGAGAAGUGACCUCUGCUUCAAAUAGUAACAUUACCUAAGGUUUUAUACUAAAUUUUGUGCUACUGGUAUCUCAUAAAAUACCAUAGGCUGACAUGGUGCAUGGUAUAGAAAGUUCAAAUAUGCCUGGAAAGGAAAUCUUUCCUUAUCAAAAAUGGCUCUAGUAUUCAAAUCACAUCCUUAAGUUUGUUUCCCACAGGAAGAAAUUUUAUUUCCAUCUUGGGGCUUUUAGCUUUUUAUUCUGUUAUUUUGAGCUUUAUCAGCUUUCUAUAAACCCUAUAUGCAGAGUUCCAAUCUGCUGAGUCACUACCAUGCACAUUUUUGUGGCUUCUUUUGCAAAUAGAGUAAUGUAUUUGUAAUGUAGAUAAAUGUUAUGAGCUAUUUAUGGGAGAGAUUAAAUGUGUAUGUUGGUCUACUGAACUUUGUACUUUAAGCCACUUUUUAAAACGAAGAAGUGGGAGGAAGUAAUUUCAUUUUCUAAAAAGGAAAUAUCCAUUAAAAAUGUGUUUUAACUAGUACACAGACUUACUGAUGUUCCCCUUAACAAACAAACGUGCAUUGGCUGCAAGUUGUUAAAAAAUACGUAUGGCUGAAAAUAAUUCUAAAAGGUGAAUAUAUGUAUUUUUGGAUCAGAGACUAAGAUGGAUGGCAUUUUGAUCUUUGCUCCUGAGGCAGGGGAAUGAAAAAUGAAAAAUAAGAGGGAAUUAGAAGGAGAAAGAAAUGCAUGUCUCAGAAGCUAAGAGAAAAAGAGGUCGUUUUAGAGAUUGUUAAGAGGAAAAGAUAGAAAGUGAGCAAAGUAGAGGAAACCAAAUAUUAAAAUAAAGAGGUAAUGAUAAUAGGCAGUAGUCAGCUGGAGAGAGCCAUAGAAUGCGGAGGUGAUAAUUGUGUGUAUUGUACAUCACUGAGAAAAAGCUUGAAAGAGAAGUUUAAAGUGCCCAGCAUAUAUUGAAAAUGUGACCUGUCGUUUAUUCCAAACCAAUGUGUAGAAAUUUGGCUUUGUUUGGUUUCCUGUCACCACUAUGCAGGAUCAUUGUUUGCAGAGCCAUUUUCUUUGUUCCAUUUUCUUGUGUACACAGGGCUCUGUACACUCACUGCCUCCCCCAUCCCCAAAUUCUGGUUCUCCCGGCUCCUUACCCUGCACUCUGCUGCUGUGCCUCCCACAGCGGCAUUCUCCAUGCCAUCAGUUUACUAAGAUAGCGGGGUGUUAAUCUAGAAGGCUGCUAUUAGUGUAAUAAUAACAACUCUACCAUUUUAAGGAACAUCACAAUUAUCUUUAAGGUGAGCACUGUUGAUAGAAAUAAGAGAUGUUUUUUCCUCAAAUUUCUUGCAGUCUAAAUGAGUAAGGCAGGUAAGGACUGGGAGAAAUGAGUUGUGUUCUAGAGAAGAAGCUAAAACACAGAAUUUGUUGUUUUCCUGAGGUUAUAGAAUUUUGCUAGAGAUGGAACUGCAAAGUAAAUCUGAAUUUACUUCAUUAACCUCAUGCUUUUAUUAAGGACUGACGCUUUCUCUCCAAACAAGGCAGGGAAGACAAAUUCGUAGUGAGUGAAAGUGCACUUGCUUGGGAUUCAAGCUCUAUUGAAAGGAAGAAGUGACUCGCUCUUUGAGCAGAGAGAUGUUCUCUGACUCUCACUUCACUUAGUUACAAUAGGAAUUUUAUUAUUUAAUGUUUGUUUGUAUCACAGAAGGCACAGGUUCAUCUGACAAACUGUUUGAGGGUUUAUGUUUUCUUUUAGUAUAGCAACUGCUGUCAACUUGUUCCAAAUAAUUUACUUGGGCAUACCUUUUUAUCAGGCGAAAAAUCCCUUAGUUUUCCAUUCCUUCUCUGAUGACUGUUGAUUUGAGACGAAAGGCUCUGACAUGUAAACAAAAGAAUGAUUUAAGAAGGAUGAACUUGGAAAUUCAAAAAAAUGUUGAAGGAAAAAAGGCCCUCCUUGUCUGCCCUGUUGUUUAGACUUGAUUAUUCUGUUGCUCUCCAGAGGGUUGUUACUAUUAGUAAAAAUUAAGAAAAUUGAAGAGUUUUGCUUUUAAAUUUCUUUAAGAUCUUCCAAAAGCCUCUUACUGGAGCCAAGGCUAUUUUGAAAGCCUUUAUGCAAUUGCAGGUACAUGACAGGGGAAUCAGAAAUAAAAAUAUCCUUAAGACAAAAAAGGUAACUUGUACAAAAGAGUAUCACUGACAGUAUAGUAUAACAAGUGGCUAUGAAGAGAUGUAUUUUGAUUAUUUUGAAUGAGGAGAAGUGUUUACUAGACAAAAAUUGCACUAAAUGUGCAGUGGCAUGAGGUAGAGGCUUGCAUCCACUUUGGGAAGUACCUUUCUUCAGGCGAGAAUUCAGUGUUUACUAGCCCUGUCUCCAUCUGAACUCUACAGCUUAACUGGCAAUAAUACAAAUAUUCACAGCUGUAUAAAAAAUGUUAUUUAGUUCACAACAGUAGCCAUGGUUACCUGCAUAUUUUCAUUGCCUUAUUCAUGUGCAAUUUUUUUUUUUUUUCUGGAAAUAACAUUACCAUGUAAUAUAAUACUGUACAGCCUCUUGGUAAGUUUUGUAGUGUUAAGAAGAACAUUUUGCAGUGAACCUGAAGGCAAAUUAUAUCAAAUUGGUUUGUACCUGGGAAAUCCCACCUAUACACUGUCAGGCAAAGAAAGGAGAGUCUGAACAUGCAAAUGACAUCGUGACUGUCAUUUGAAAAUAUAAAUAGGAAUAUGUAAAUUUUUUUGCAUUCAAAAGUCUGUGGAAAUAUUUUUACCACAGAGCAUUUAAAUAGAACUAGUCCCUGCUCAGCCCCUCACAGAUGACAUAGAUGAGGCCAUUACUGUCAGUACAAGCUAGAACAGCAAAUGAUUCUCAUUUACUCUUGAAGGAAAUGUGAGUCCAGCAACCCUGCAGUGUCAGAAGGGUAGAAAAUCAGUAGAGCUUCAUGCUUCUCUCUUCUUCUUCCCUUUGUCUCUAUCGCUCUGCAUGCAGUGCAGAUGUGAUGCACAUGAUAAUCUAGUGUUUUCGCUGCAUUUGUGGAAACCAGUCCCUUCAGCAUUACUGCAGCAGAACUGCCAACCAUAUUUUAACCUUUGCAAAGAAAAGAAAAUAAUACUUAAUCUUUCAGAUAUCUGUGAUCACUUUGCAAACAAAUGGAUUAAACUUUACAAGAGUAUGGCAGACGGUUUACUUAGGCUUUUUUUUUUGUAUAUAUUGAGAAGGUGUGACAUUCAUUCUGAAGAAAUACAUCACAUGUAUCAGCUUAGAAUAACAACUAAAGGAAUGAAGGAUAUCUGCUUCUUUAAUCUUGCUAAUUUGUCUAAACUCUAACAAAUAAGGUUCUUUAUUGCUGUCGUAAAGAAAACUUACUGGAUUAAAUAUAUAAACUGUAUUUAGAGGUCUCUUUCCUUGGCAUUUUCAUAUGAACAGUGAAAUUUGGGAAUAUUAUAGGUUAUUGCAUAGAGAACCAAAGAAAAUGUAACUUAGUUUUCUAAAAUGAUGGUGAAAAAUUACAAGUGUAACCUUGUGAAACCUUGUUGAAAGCAUGAUAGAGUUUUAAUAUACUAUCCAGACCUGUUUUCAGUGCAUCUCCCAAGGCAAGAAGGAAGAUGGCAUUAAGAUGGAAAUUUCUGCAGUGAAGCCGGCUGUUACCACAGUCUGGCUUCUGUUACUGCCAUAGAGCUGCCAGCUUGGGGUUAUUUAUAGGCAUUAGCCUAUAUCUAUCCAUGCACGUACACCUACUUCUCCCUCAGAAGGAGUGGUGUUUCUGAAGAAGUUAGCCCACAACUUCCAUCUCUUUUAUUCUUUCAGAGGCUAGUAUCUUUAGCUGUCCUCAAUACCAGUUAGUAGGAAUUUGGUAGGCGCCCCCUCCCUGCCUGAGCUUUGCUUCAGAGGACUUCCAUUGGGCUAUGGGCUGGAAGGCUCCACUGUACAGUUUUCGAAAUGUUCAAAGAUAAUUUCUUACACUGCAGGACUUCCUCCAUUAUCUUACGAUUUUCUGUUUUUUUCCUCCUUUUCCUAAGUGGGAAUGGUAUACAAGACUUUAAAAAUUACAUUCUGUUCCAUAAUCUCAAAGCAAUUGGUCAAAUAAAAUAAAAUAAAAUAAAAAGGUAUUACUUUUUCAGCAAUCACAGGAAAACCUUUGCUUUUCUUCUGGCUGUGACAAAGAUUUUUGGCGCUGUGCAUGAUUUGUAGUAGAAAUAAGAACUGUUCUGUUUCAUUUUCCUGAGUAUCUGGUGAUGAAUGCAGAGCAAUAAACCCCUUCCCCAGAAGCCAGCACUUGCUUGAGGCAGGAGCUGUUGUUUAGGUUUGCUGCACCACGUUACAGCUUGUGCGUUCUGCAGCCUAUCUACACCCAUUUAUAAAUGAGAUAUAAGCCAGCCAAGUGCAGUCUUUCUGUGUCCUUCACUACAUCACCUUUCUCCAUGACAUAAAUCCCAAAAUGAGGUACCCCUCCCAGCACUAUCGCGGCGGGAGCUUGCUUCCUGCCAUGGCAGCAGCAGCAGCAGAAAGCCUCAAGCUGCAGUCUUCUGUAGCUCAGCUUUCUGGUGCAGACAUUGCCUGAUACAUAUCAAGUGCCUUUGAUUCACAGGCAACUGGACCUGUUAUUAAAAAGUAAGUAAAUAAAAAUAUAGAAUAACUGGCAUAUUAGCAGCAAUGGCCUCAAAAACUAAACUGAGAAAGCAAGCAUGCAGUUGAAAAAUGUGCAUAUACAUAUAUGUAUCUUUUUUGCUCAUGCAGUAUUUCAAUCCUUGAAGUUUUGAAGCAGUGUGCUCAGUUUCCAAUACUACUAUUCUUCCCAUGACAGCAAAUUAUGUCUUUGCAAAAACCAGAAGUUGCUGUAAGCUGUCAGUAACCACAGAGCAGUCAGGCUCACAGAAUGGAGUUUGAGUUUUAGCCGGAACUUCCGCUGCUCAUAGAUACUUAAGCUUGCCUAAACAGAAGAGAUGUCACACUUAAAUUAUUUUCAGCUUUUGACCUUUUACGUUCUGAGCUUCCAAUCAGUAAAACAUGAGGUUCCCUUAUUAUUUAUUUCAUAGGACAGGUCAAGGUGAAAUGUCAAUGUGAAGAGGAAGGGAAAAUAAAGUUCCUCAUACAGCAUUA